AUGACUGCGAAACUUCUGCAAAGCAUUGUCCAUGGGCUUUUCCCCAAGAAUUGCGGUCUGGUGUCAGCCUUUGGUUAUGGCUCCGUUGCUGUGCCCCAGCAUGGUCGCACUGCUGCAAAGUCUCAAUUAGAUUUCAUCCUUGUCGUAGAUGAUCCCUUAAAGUGGCACACUGCUAAUUUGAAACUUAACCCCAAUCACUACAGCGGUCUGGCUUCAAUUUGCGAUGGUGCCCUUCUUAAAUGUGCUGUCAACAAAUGGCCUCAUCCUGCUGUUUACUACAAUCCUCUUGUAAACUGGCGUGAUUGUACUGAUGAAUUUCCUCCUCAAGUUAUAAAAUAUGGGGUCGUUGGUUAUGAGCCGCUCGUGUCUGACCUCAACACCUGGUGUGAUCUGUAUAUCGCGGGCCGCCUUCAUAAACCAGUCGUUUUUGUACCUCAAUGCGAACCUCCACCAAAACUGAGGUCCUCUCUCCUCUCAAAUCUCCGAUCGGCCUUAGCAUUUUCUCUACUUCAACUUGAUCUACCUCUCUUGAACGAGGAUUUCUUAUACCACUCCCUUGCGUCUAUCUCAUAUCGUGGUGAUUGGCGUCUCUACUUUGGUGAAGAUAAGAGAAAGAUUGAGUGUUUAAUCACAGGUGAACCUCGUCGACGCGGUUUCCGUGAGCUCUAUCUACCGCUCUUCACCACCAGUCCUUUCCAAUCCCUGUUCACCGUUGAAUUGCCAAGCGACUUAAAGACGGACAUCCGCAUCUUCCCACAACGGGAGGGCCAGAUUGUCAGGCAGCUUCUUGAAUGCCUACCUUCAGCACUCUGUCAGUUGGCUGUAUGCGAAGACAGCGCAUCAGCGCGUCAUCGAUUGACUGAAAUGACCACUAAGGAGAGGCGAAUGCGACUCCAGCAUGCAUCUGCUUCCAUUGUCCGUCGAUCCAGCUACUGGCAAACCGCGCUGGGUCUGUUCUCAGCAGGUCUUUCCCGAUCUGUUGUCUACUCCUUCGCAAAAUUCCGCAAGAUGCUUGCUAGUCUUAAAUCUUGA
Echinococcus granulosus is the source of this 1032-nucleotide messenger RNA. Its product is annotated as MMP37-like protein. The transcript has a single exon. Bases 1 to 1032 code for a protein of 343 amino acids. Gene Ontology annotation, biological process: cardiolipin biosynthetic process; CDP-diacylglycerol biosynthetic process. Gene Ontology annotation, molecular function: phosphatidate cytidylyltransferase activity. The record is from RefSeq and is a predicted model, not a curated record. NCBI's taxonomy places the organism in Eukaryota, Metazoa, Platyhelminthes, Cestoda, Cyclophyllidea, Taeniidae. Gene Ontology annotation, cellular component: mitochondrion.